Messenger RNA from Scophthalmus maximus (turbot), 1515 nucleotides. RefSeq names its product MOB kinase activator 3C (gene mob3c). The record is from RefSeq and is a predicted model, not a curated record. Gene Ontology annotation, biological process: positive regulation of protein phosphorylation; signal transduction. Bases 561 to 1211 code for a protein of 216 amino acids. Gene Ontology annotation, molecular function: protein kinase activator activity. Gene Ontology annotation, cellular component: nucleus; cytoplasm. Lineage: Eukaryota; Metazoa; Chordata; Actinopteri; Pleuronectiformes; Scophthalmidae. The transcript has 4 exons.
ACACACACACGCAGACACACACACACACACACACACACACACACACACACACACACACACACACACACAGACGCAGCAACAGCAGGGCCCAGUAGACAAAGUCAGGAUGUGACAUCAUCAACAGGAAGAAAAGCCAAACAACUUUUUCUCCCUUUACUGUGCUGUCUCUGCUGCCGAGUGAAGUCGGAGCCUCUCGGUCUGUGAGUGGCCGGCGGGGAGGGAGAAGAGCCAGAGGAGCUGGAGGGGGCAGAGCGGCUGGAGCUGACCUCCACAGGGAAUUUUAAUGUCAAGAGAUCCGAUGCCCAAAUCCUCCCUGAACUCCCCACGACUCUCCACCCCACUCCAGACCGUGCAGGAUUUCAGCCAGGGACGUCCCGCCACCUGAAAACAAGGACGCUGCAUUCUUCGCCUGACAGAGGCGGACCCUGGGUGACCUGAUUUCAGAGCCGCAACCAGCUUGGUUCCCUCGCGCAGGAAGGUCACACUCUAUCAAACUCAAAACUAAUCAUCAUUCUGGAGAGCUCAUUCUCCCCUUAUCUCAGGGGGAAACGACAAAGUCAAUGGCGUUGUGUCUUGGACAAGUGUUCAGCAAAGACAAAACAUUCAGGCCACGGAAGCGGUUUGAGCCAGGGACCCAGCGAUUUGAACUCUACAAGAAGGCCCAGGCCUCGCUCAAGUCCGGCCUGGACCUGAGGAAAGUGGUUCAGCUCCCAGAGGGAGAGAACAUCAGUGAUUGGAUUGCUGUUCAUGUGGUGGAUUUCUUUAAUAGGAUCAACCUGAUCUAUGGCACAGUGAGCGAGUACUGCACUGAGCGCACGUGUCCCAUCAUGUCUGGGGGGCUGAGGUACGAGUACAGGUGGCAGGAUGGCGACGACUACAAGAAACCCACCAAGCUGCCCGCUCUCAAGUACAUGAACUUGCUGAUGGACUGGAUAGAGUCACUCAUUAACAAUGAAGACAUCUUCCCCACCAGAGUAGGCGUACCCUUCCCCAAGAACUUCCAGCAGGUGUGCAAAAAGAUCCUGAGCCGUCUCUUCAGAGUCUUUGUGCAUGUUUACAUCCAUCACUUUGACAGCGUCUGCAGCAUGGGCGCAGAGGCCCACAUCAAUACCUGCUACAAGCACUACUACUACUUCAUCUCAGAGUUCAACCUCAUCGAUCACUCCGAACUGGAGCCCCUGAAAGAAAUGACGGAUAAGAUCUGCAAUUAAACAAAACCACAUGGACAGAGGAGUUUACAUUUUGACGUUGUCUGAGCCCUGUGAGAAAACACCAGCGUCAAAACAAAGAACUUUUUUAAACAUAUAUUUGCAUGAGUGGUUUAUGAAGCAUAAAUGGGUCGGUCCAAUACCUACCACACUUUCUCCGAUGGUGGUGCUCUAUAAUACAUCUCCUGUUUUUAUACUUUACUUGUGCAUGUAUAUGUUUGUGUUUUACCUUUUUACAGUGUUGAUCAUUUUGAUCAAUCAAAGUUUGUAUUUUAUUGUUUGACAUAAAAAUGCAGCCUAAAAAAUG